Molecule: messenger RNA, 2553 nt
Organism: Fibroporia radiculosa
Lineage: Eukaryota; Fungi; Basidiomycota; Agaricomycetes; Polyporales; Fibroporiaceae
Exons: 7
Coding region: 1-2553 (850 amino acids)
Biological process (GO): carbohydrate metabolic process
Molecular function (GO): hydrolase activity, hydrolyzing O-glycosyl compounds
Source: RefSeq, a predicted model, not a curated record
AUGGCCUACAGAAAGCGCGACAGUUACUCGGCUAGCUACUCUGACGCUUACAGCUCUGUCCCCACCACCUCCUCCCCGUCUUUUGCCCACGCGCGCUCAGCAACCGCAGGCGCCGCACAACAAUACGACGAGGAGGCCUACUUCACUUCCCCCUUCUCCUCUACCCAGCAACUCCCCAUGGCCACCGCAUACUCCCGCGACCGGGCUGGCUCUCGCGGCGGCGACCCUAGCCCCCUCAGCCCGCCUCGUCCUCAGUUCCUCGACGGCGACCGCCAUUCCUCCAGCGACGCUGAGACCGCCAGCGACUCGGACAACUCCAACUUUGGCGUCAGCACCCCCCGCGCCAACGCCAACCGCGUCCAUAUGCGUGGCCGUUCCAACACAAACUCCUCUCAGCCUCGCGCUGUCGCCGCCAGUCCUCCCGGCACCACUCGCUCACGCAACCACACCCGCCGCCGUAGCAGCGCCGCCAACGACUACUCGUACGACUAUGCUCACGCCUACGCCGCUGGCGAAGAGGACGGCCCCAUGCUCAACUCCCCUCCGCUUUCGUCCAUCGGUCACGCUCUCGCAAAUCCAUUUGGCUCCCCUGACGAGACCCCCCGCAACUCUCUCUACGGCGGCCCCGGCGAUCGUAUGAGCAGCGGCAGUGAGAAAGGCUUUGGUGGUCGUGCCCCACCCUCCUCUUACGCCUUCCAAAGCCACACUGGCAACCCCGACCCCCUCCCUGGUGGCGUCAACAAGCGUUCCUCGCUCGAAUCGAUCCGUGCACGUGGUCCAGGAGGUGCGACGCUCGCUCAGCUCCCUCCACCACCGCCGCCGAGUAAUUCGGGACACUCAAUGGUGUCUAUCUCUGCAGGUCCCGGGAGCUACAACAAUUACGGCAACAAUGUGCUCAUGGCGCCCGCCGGCGGAAACCCCCUCAGCCCGCCCGGCAGCGGUACCGCAUACCCCACCGGCCAGGCGACCGGCGGCUACGGCCUCGUCGCCGAGACGGAUGAGCUCGGACGCCCCUACGCGCCCUUCAUGGGCGGCGAGGCGGACCGUAGCCAGACCCCGCCGAGCCCCGGGCACGGCAGCCUGUACGCGCGCAGUGCAGCGGGCGCAAUCGCCUCGAACGCGAGUGCGGCAAUGUCGAUGCGCGCGCCGUUCCUGAGCCCCGCGAGCCGUCCGACGUCGUCACUGUGGGCGCCGCCGAGCUACCCGUACGCGUACCCGCCCGGGAGCGGCUCGAGCACGGCGCUCAACUCGUACGCGGGGAGUGGGCUGUACCCCAGCCAGUACCCGAGCUACGCGGACAUCCAGGCGCAGCUGCGCAAGAGCAAGCCGAUCCUGCCCAGUUCGCGGCUUGUGACAAAGCUGACUGCGGAGGAGAAGCCGUGGAUGGCGAAGAAGGAUGGGCGCAAGCGCGCGUCGUACUGGCUGACGUUGUUCGGGAUGUUCCUUGGCGUCCUCGGCGCCGCGGCGGUGUGCUACUUUAGCUGGAUCAGCGUGAACGUGCUCUCGAACAGCGAGCUGUGCAGCGUGCUCAGCGAAGACUGGAGCGGCGGGCUCGACCUCAACCAGACGUGGUCGCCGGAUAACCAGCUCGGUGGAUUUGGCAAUGGCGAGUUCCAGAUCACGACGACGAGCAGCACGAAUCUUUACGUCAAGAACAACGAGCUAUACAUCUACCCAACCCUCACGAGCGAUACGCUCUCUGGUGGCUACCCUGCCAUUUUUGAUGGCGGUUCGUACACUGUCCCCGACUGCUCGACCUCGAACAAGACCGCGUGCUCGGCAACGUCGUCGAACAAGACCUCCACUGUGAUCAACCCGGUGAUGUCCUCCCGCAUCAGCACGCAGAACUCGUACAGCAUCAAGUAUGGCCGUGUUGAGGUCGUCGCGAAGCUACCGCAGGGCGACUGGCUCUGGCCCGCUAUCUGGAUGUUGCCGGUGAACAACACGUACGGCCCCUGGCCCAUGUCUGGGGAGAUUGAUAUCAUGGAGGCGCGCGGGAACCCGCCGUCGUACCCGGCACAGGGCACGAACUUUGUGCGCUCGUCGCUGAACUACGGCGUGUUCGAGGUGCUGCAGACGCACCUGUUCGGCUGGUGGGAGAGCAAGGUGACACCGUACAGCGCGGACUUUCACACGUACGCACUGGAGUGGACGGAUUCGUGGAUGCGGCUGUACGUCGACUCGCGCCUGCAGGCGAUGAUGAACCUGCAGAUCACAGGCAAGGGCGGCAAGUCGUUCUUUGACCGCGGCGCGUACCCGACCACGGUGCAGAACGGCAGUACUGAGGCCGUCGUCACGGACAUCUGGACCCAGAUGGGCGGCGGUGCGAACGCGCCGUACGACCAAGAGUUCUACCUGAUUCUGGACGUGGCUGCGGGCGGGACGAGCGGCUGGUUCCCUGACAGCGUCGGCAACAAGCCCUGGUACGACGGCUCCCCGACCGCCAUGCGCGAGUUCGCCUUGGCCCAGGAGACGUGGUAUGCGACCUGGCCGUCGGAUGACACCGACCGCGCUUUCCGAGUGUCGUCCGUCAACAUGUGGAAGCUCUGCUGA